This is a messenger RNA of Fusarium keratoplasticum, 1032 nucleotides long. RefSeq lists its product as uncharacterized. The coding region runs from base 1 to 1032 and encodes 343 amino acids. The record is from RefSeq and is a predicted model, not a curated record. Gene Ontology annotation, cellular component: intracellular anatomical structure. The transcript is spliced from 2 exons. NCBI's taxonomy places the organism in Eukaryota, Fungi, Ascomycota, Sordariomycetes, Hypocreales, Nectriaceae. Gene Ontology annotation, molecular function: oxidoreductase activity, acting on NAD(P)H, oxygen as acceptor.
AUGUCCGCGCUUAUCCUUGAACGAGCGGCACGCCUUCUCCCAACCAAGGUGUCUUUACCUGUACGCGCAUGGAGGCUUCAAUUGACACCCUGUCGAAUUGCCGGGCCACUCUCCCAAAGGGCAAUUCACACCUCGCAACAAAACAGCGAGAAACCCCAAAAUCCCGAUCCCAGGGAAAAUCCCGCCAACGAACUCAAGCUACCACGGGCCACAAAUGUCGGCCAGAAACGAUUCGCCGACUUUGACCUGGCGGGUAAAGUUUUCGUCGUGACUGGAGGCGCCCAGGGACUCGGUCUCACUUUGGCGGAGAGUCUUGUUGAGGCCGGUGGAAAAGUCUAUUGUUUGGAUCGAGCCGAAUCACCGGAUGAAGGGUGGGGGGAGGCGAAAUCAAGAGUCGUGCUCGAAUGGGGCGGCUCGCUACACUACCGUCAGCAAGACGUCAAAGACGAGGACGCCCUCGACGAUCUUAUGGCAACCAUCGCGGAGGAAAACCAUGGCAUAGACGGUGUUAUAGCCGCAGCAGGUGUUCAACAGAUCACACCCUCGGUGGAGUAUAAAGCCAAAGACGUAGCCAACAUGCUCGACAUUAACUACACGGGCGUCCUCAUGACUGCUCAAUCAGCAGCCAAGCAAAUGUUCAAGUACAAGCGCCGGGGCAGCAUCUGCCUAAUUGCCAGCAUUUCAGGUAUCAAAGCCAACAGAGGCCUGGUCUCCCCCGUGUACAACUCAUCCAAAGCGGCUGUUAUCCAGCUUGCGCGAAACCUGGCAAUGGAAUGGAGUCCCAUUAAGAAAGAUGGGACUGGCGGAAUCAGAGUCAACUGCAUCAGCCCUGGGCAUAUCUUGACCCCGAUGGUGCAGAAGAACUUUGAAGAGGUACCGGGGUUGAAAGAGGAGUGGGAGAAGGAGAUUAUGAUGGGACGGCUAGCGGAGACGCAAGAGUUCAAGGGAGCUGCGCUAUUCUUGCUGAGCAAUGCGAGCAGUUAUAUGACGGGCAAUAACCUUGUCAUUGAUGGAGGGCACUCAUCUUGGUAA